AGCCGGUCCUGGCCGCCGAUCGGGGGCUGAAGAGAGGAGAGGAGCGGGCAGCUGGUGGUGCCCGCCCCACGCUCCUCGGAGAGAGUGUAUGUGACCGAGAGAGAUGUGUCUGCUUGGCGGAGAGGCCAGCCACUAACCCCCGGCUCCGCUUUGAGAUCCGCUCUCCGUUUGUAUCCUGCCCCGGGCGGGGGGCGGGGGCGAGGGGUGUCGAGCCCUCCAAUCCCGUAGGUGAGAAGGCAACGACGGCUGCCCGCGGCGCCGGCUCCCGGGACCUCCAGCUGGGCUGCUGGGAGGAGGAACCUUGCACACACUAUAGUUUCGAAUGGGAUGUCCACUGGCCCACAAUAUGGCACUGGGCAAGUUGCUCAGCCUCUCUGAGCCGCAGUCACCUUGUAAUGGAAGUGGGUGAGAACUCCCUCGCGGGGCAGAGCGUGCGGUGGCGGUAACCAACGCAGGCAGAGACGGCCUGAGGUGCAGUGCCCGCCCACACUUGGCCUGGGUGAGGGGGUGACUCAGGAGCUUCUGAUCCUCCCUGCCUGCUCUACCCUUCGGAUAAGUCCAGACUUGCAGAGCUCAGGUCUGACCUGAGAAGGAGGGCUCAGGCUGCCGGGAGCCUCCUUUUGAUCCUGGGUGGCAAAGAUAACCCUUUAACACCUUCCCUCCCCUGCCCCUACCCCCACCCACCCCAGUCUUUAACCUAGAAUUUUGCUUGAUGCUGCAGACGUGAAGGAUGGGCGCAAGCCACUCGCCUCACCGUGGACACUUUCCUUUCCCUCUUUGGGCCUCAGUUUCCCUUCUAGAAAGGCAGGUGCUGACAGCCUCUCUCCUCCCUUCCUGUUCCGGCUGACUGGUUGAGAUCCUAGAACCUGGAAACACUUUGAUAUUUAACACCUCCAUUCUGACUUGACCAAUUCCCAGGCACUAAUUUUCUCUUUUGAAGAGGGAGAGGGAAGGUGGCUUUGAAGUUAGGUAGGGAUGAAGUAAGGUGGGCUGGAGCCCCUGCAGCCCAGGAAGGGAAGGCUGGAAAGCAGCAGGCUGGGGAAGCCAGGUGAAUACACCUGGGAGGGAGGCAGGAGGUAUCUCCCACAGAGGGAACUGCCCUGCCCAGCUCUGUAUGUUCUGAAACAGCGCAGGGGUGUUCAGCAUUGUGGACUGUCAGAUGCAAGGUUGGAGAGGGAGGGUUGGAAUUCAAUUUGAGGCUGGGAAGGAAGGCAGGGGCCAAAUAUGAAGGCCUUGAAUGCCAGACCUAGGAGCUGGGAUUUAGGCAGUGGAGAGCUGCUAGAGGGUUUUUUAAGCUGGCAUGACAGGGUGGGGUUGGUAAUUCUAGGAAAUCUUCCUCUGGCUUGUGGGUGGUGCUGGAGCCUGGGAGACCAAUCUGGAGGCUAAGUGCUCCAGCCUCUUAGAGUCAGAAGGAGAUUUUCACUUAUUUUCACUUACUUCAUUGCUUCCUAGCUCUGUGGCCUUAGGCAAGUAACUCUACCUCUCUGAUUCUCAGUCUCCUCAUCCUUCAAAUGAGGUUAGUAAUUCCGGUCUGACUGAUCUGUUGUGAAUGUUCAAUAGGAUAAUGAAUUACAUGUGCUAAUGAAAUGAGAAGAGAUUUGUAGUCUGUAUUACAUCAUGCAGACAUUUGUUGGAUUGCCCUGACAAUAGAAGGCAGAGCCAGCAUCUACUAUGGUUCGAAACUUGAUAUCGCCCCCGCCUCCCCGGGAAAGCCCUAAGUAUCCUGCCAGCUUGGACCACUGGUACCCUCUCCUAAGCAGAGGGAAGCUUUUUGCCUAGGACAUUUCACUCAUCUGGCUUAUCCCGUUCGCAUGGCCAGGCCCCACAUAGGAGAAGAGAUGGACGGUCAGAUUUGGAGAUGGCCACACAGCACAGUGUGUCGUAUCUUGACGGGGCCACUGGAGCCCAGGGAGAGGGUGACCUUUUACUGGAUGAUGGGCAGGUUAGACUGGGAAGACCUCACAGAGGAGGUGACUUUUUUUUUUUUCUUAACAUCCUUAUUAGAGUAUAGUUGCUUUACAGUGUUGUGUUAGUUUCUGCUGUAUAACAAAGUGAAUCAGCUAUGUGGUUGCCCACUCUCACCACUGUUAUUCAACAUAGUUUUGGAAGUUUUAGCCACAGCAAUCAGAGAAGAAAAAGAAAUAAAAGGAAUCCAAAUCAGAAAAGAAGUAAAACUGUCACUGUUUGAAGAUGACAUGAUACUUAUACAUGGAGAUGACUUUUGAAUCGAAUGAGUGAGAGUUUGCAUGGAAAACAAAGAAAAGUAGGGUGUCUCUGUCAUCUUCAUCCGAGGGAACAGCCUGUGCAGAGAUGUGGGGCCCGAUGAGCAAGACGGGCCUCUAGACUGGCAAGCUGUCUUUGUAGGAUAGGUUUUAAACCAGGAGCAGUGAUGGGGUCCCGGUCUUCUGUCGGGAUUGUACUCUGGUGCCCAGCAUGGCCGGCAGUUGGAAGCAGAGGACCAGGAACAAGGCUGUUGGAGCAAUCCAGGCCAGGAGGUCUCCUGAACCUGACCAGUGCAAGGUGCGGGGGGUGGGGGAAGACAGUGAGCCACCCACCCAGGGGUAGCUGCUGAGUCUCAUUCUGUCACAGGUGACACAACUCUUUCAGCCUGCUUUGGCCUCUGCGACCUUUCCAAACUCCCUUACCAACUUCCUUGGUAGAGCCUGGUCAGUGCUUGUAGCCCAAGCGGGACCCUGGGUGGUGCACUGGGAGACAAUCCAAGGAAGAAUCCAUUUUGUAGUCUUCUCUGUCCUCUGCCCCUGCCUUGCUUUCAGGUCUGCUGGUGUCACGGCUCCUUUUUCUUUCCUGGCCCCUGAAAUCACCCAUUAGGGGGCAGGAACCCACAUGCAGUGAGCACCAGUGUGUGCCAGGCCCAGGGCUGAGUCUUCACUUUACCUUGUGUAAUCAUCCCAGUGGCCUGCUGGGAGCAGUACUAGGUUUCUCACCAUGUUACAGAUGAAGACUCAGACUCAGAGGGGAGAGGGCCUCCUGGCAGGUGAGGUAUGGUGGGGCUGGAACCUGGUGUGCCUGACCGUAAAACCCAUUUCCUCUGCCCCACACUGCCUGCCCGUGUGUCCACACAUGCCUCAGACCAAAGGGAACUUGCGAAGCUUCAGAAUGGAGAAAAUAGUAUUGGGAGCCUUGUCUAUUUCCCUGUAGAUUAUCCUCCAGGGAUGAUGUCAUGGAGGAGGCUAGGCACUUGGUGUCAGAACGCCUGGAUUCUGAGUCCAGCCUCUGACCUCACUGGCUGUGUGACUCUGGGCAGAUCACCGAACCUCUCUGGGUCUCUACGCAGAUGUAAAAUAGAUACAAUGCCAUGUAAGCUGCUGAUCUUGCAGGGUGACUGAACAGAUAAGAGUUGAGGAGGCAUUGGGAAGGUUGAGAGGUAUCCUUUGGCGAGGUGGUAGUAUUCUAAAUGCCUGGUAUAUCUUCAUAUAGUACCUGCUCUGUGGCAGACCCGGCACCCAGGCCCAAGGACAUAAAAGUGAACCUAACCCCAUUCCUGCCCACAGGAGGACAGACAGGUAAGUGUAAUUAUAGUCCAGCACGAUCCACACGUGCCCACUUGUAAGUUGGGGCACAGCCAUACAAGGAGCAUUGGAUUUGGAGCUCAGACACGUAGGUUUGCGACCUGGUUCCUCUCCUCCUCAGCUGAAUGUCAGUCUGCAAAACAGGGACAGUAAUCCCCGUGGUCAAGGGUUGUGGUGAGGCAGAAACGAGAUGGUGCUCUAGAAGUGCGUGGCGAGCUGACGUGUUUGUACAGAUGUGCGGCGUUAGAGCUGCUGUUGGGGGAGCCAACCCACAAGGCUCCGGGAGUUUGGCCCUGACAUUCUUUUUGCCUUGCGUUUCCAGAACUGACUAAGCCACUGGGGGCCAGGACGUUAAUGGAAUUUCCACCUGGGGAUUUCGUUGGCGUCAGCUUGAGGGAGCUCACGAUGAACAUAAGUAGGGUUGGAGGCAUCUCAGCAUGGAGCAGCCGGUGGAGACAGAGCCCGUCUCAGCCCACACCAUGCUGUGGCCCCUGCUGCUGUUGCUGGCCGCCGGUGAGGCCCAGACCACCCGGCCCUGCUUCCCUGGAUGCCAGUGUGAGGUGGAGACCUUUGGCCUCUUCGACAGCUUCAGCCUGACGCGAGUGGAUUGCAGCGGCCUGGGCCCUCACAUCGUGCCCGUGCCCAUCCCCCUGGACACAGCCCACCUGGACCUGUCCUCCAACCGGCUGGAGACGGUGAACGAGUCCGUGCUGGCAGGCCCGGGCUACACCACGCUGGCCGGCCUGGAUCUCAGCCACAACCUGCUCACCAGGUUCUCGCCCACGGCCUUCUCCCGCCUUCGCUACCUGGAGUCACUUGACCUCAGCCACAAUGGCCUGGCCGCCCUGCCCGCCGAGAGCUUCACCAGCUCGCCCCUGAGCGACGUGAACCUGAGCCACAACCGGCUCCGCGAGGUCUCCGUGUCCGCCUUCGCCACCCACAGCCAGGGCAGGGCGCUGCACGUGGACCUCUCGCACAACCUCCUCCACAGCCUCGUGCCCCACCCCGCGCGGGCCAGCCUGCCGGCGCCCACCAUCCAGAGCCUGAACCUGGCCUGGAACCGGCUCCACACUGUGCCCGACCUCCGGGACUUGCCCCUGCGCUACCUGAGCUUGGACGGGAACCCACUGGCGGCCAUCGGCCCAGGGGCCUUCGAGGGGCUGGCGGGCCUUACACACCUGUCGCUGGGCAGCCUGCAGCGUCUCCCCCAGCUGGUGCCCUAUGGCUUCCGUGAGCUGCAGGGCCUGCAGGUCCUGGAUUUGUCAAGCAACCCCAAGCUCAAGUGGGCAGGACCCGAGGUGUUCUCAGGCCUGGGCUCCCUGCAAGAGCUGGACCUGUCAGGCACGGGCCUGGUGCCCCUGCCCGAGAAGCUGCUUCUCCACCUCCCGGCGCUGCAGAGCAUCAGCGUGGGCCAGGGCGUGCAGUGCCGGCGCCUGGUGCGGGAGGGCACCUACCCCAGGCAGCCUGGCUCCACCCCCAAGGUGGCCCUGCACUGCAUAGACACCCAGGAAUUAGCUGCUGGGGGCUCUGAUACCUUGUGACGAAUGGUGUGGCCUGGGGCCAUGUAACAGACUUUGCCCUGGGCUCCCUUGGGUCCUGGGUAAUUUAUAUUUUAAUGUGCCAAUGCCAGCAGGGACUCUGUAGGCCUGUGUGGCAGCAUCAUUGAAAGAGAGGCUUUGGACCUGGGACCCACACCCAGGAGCAAGGUUUUGCCCGUUUGUCUAUGUUGCUCUCCAGACCAUAAGCUGAGGGUCUUCGAUGCCAAACCAGACAGCAGUCCCCUGCUGUCCUUCCCUACUUGUCCCCAAAGUGCCUUCCCUGAGGCCUGGACCAACCUGACCCAUGACAGGAGGAGGGCGGGCGGGAGGUAGUGCUGCGGGGCAGAGGUCCAGCCACUCAGGCAUGGGUUUCUUUUACGACACAGCCCUCUCUUUGCUCUGGGCAUGUGAGGGCUACUUCAUCCUUUUUUCUUCCCCUAGAACUCUGGAUAGAACUUUAUAGAAAGGACUGGAGAAAAAAACUCUAGUCCACCUCCUCAUGUGCCAGAUGGGGAGACUCAGGCCGAGGGAAGGAAAAAUGCUAUUCUGAGGUCCUACAGUGGCAGAAGCGUGAAUGGACCCAAUGUCCAGCCUCCCAGCAGGGCCCCUUUGCACUUUUCUCCCCUCUCCCCUUUCUGGGCUCCCCCUUGCUUCCAAGACUCACAUCCUGCCAUUUGUGCCCUUUCCCUGUCGUCCCCAGGAGGAGAGACCAGGGCCUCGGGGGUGGCACUCUGGGCCCGGUAACCGGCUGUGGCACAGGCUAAGUCAGUUCACCUCGGAGCCUCUAGGAGCCUCAGGGAUACCAGUCCCAGCCCUGCCAGUUUCCCACUCUGGGUGGGGGGGGGGGGCGGCGUCCCCCAGCAUCAAAAUGGAAAUGCGCCCAUUGACCCCUAAGGUACUGCCUCUAGAUGCAGUCCUGGAGCCCCUCCAGGCCCUGAGCUCCCUCAGACCCCACUGGCCCUAUGCCUGACAGCCCAGCUCAUCCUACUGAGAAUGCAGUGAAGGAGGUAGGGGAGACCCCACCCAUGUUUAUGCUCCGCCACCAGGGUGGCAUCUCAGCUUCCCAGCCCUGGGCUCUCUCCUUAGCAUGGGGUUAAUAAAAGUUGUUGCCUUUUUAAUGGACUGUCACUUUCAACCCACCCCCACCCCCAUCCCCUCCCCCCCGCCCCAUCCUGGUCCCUGCUGGCAGGGGAUGGAAACAUGCCAUUUGUAAAAGAAGAAAGACAUUGCAUUUGUUCGCUUUUGUAAUAUUGUGUCCUGGGGAUGGGUUGGGGGAGGAGGCGUUGGGUGAAAGCCAGCCAUACUUGGCCAUGUGGGCGUCAGGGGGCUGGUCCCACAGGGACACCCACAGGACAGUGAGAGCUCUGUCUUCCCCCACCGGCCCUACCCAACACCUGGUCCUUGGUUUAAUAAACACUAUAAAGAGG
Molecule: messenger RNA, 6495 nt
Organism: Orcinus orca (killer whale)
Lineage: Eukaryota; Metazoa; Chordata; Mammalia; Artiodactyla; Delphinidae
Gene: TSKU
Product: tsukushi, small leucine rich proteoglycan
Exons: 2
Coding region: 3968-5071 (367 amino acids)
Cellular component (GO): extracellular matrix
Molecular function (GO): protein binding
Source: RefSeq, a predicted model, not a curated record